This is a messenger RNA of Thlaspi arvense, 2224 nucleotides long. The record is from the annotation of a GenBank genome assembly. Lineage: Eukaryota; Viridiplantae; Streptophyta; Magnoliopsida; Brassicales; Brassicaceae.
AAACAAACGGCUACGCUUCAGCUGUUAAUACUUUACUAAUUAAUCACUUGCGCCUUUAAAUUGAACAACUACGCCUAAACUCCUACUCUCUAUCUCCACACACUCUCUCUCUCUCUCUUUUUAAAAGAUCUCCGGCGACGAUAUAACGGCGGUGGAAAAAAUGCGGAGGUUGGCGGUGGUUAAUUCGCUACUGAAACGGAACAACUCUCUUCUCCAACGUCAUGGCUUAUCCCAGAUAGUAGCUCAAAGAACAAACUCCGUUCACGAGACAGAAACAAAAAUUCCGGAGAUUCCUCCGUUCAAUUAUUCUCCGCCGCCUUACGACGGUCCUUCCACCGCAGAGAUCACCGCGAAGCGGCGAGAGUUCCUCAGUCCCGCUCUGUUCCACUUCUACAAUACUCCUUUAAACGUGGUGGAGGGAAAGAUGCAGUACGUGUUCGACGAGACAGGACGUCGAUAUUUAGAUGCCUUCGGAGGAAUAGCGACGGUUUCGUGCGGGCAUAGCCACCCAGAAGUAGUUGAAUCCGUCAUCAAACAGUUAAAGCUUAUUCAACAUUCCACUAUCCUUUACCUUAAUCACACCAUCUCUGAUUUCGCUGAAGCUCUUGUCUCCAAUCUUCCCGGAGAUCUCAAGGUGGUGUUUUUCACGAAUUCUGGAACGGAGGCGAAUGAGCUGGCGAUGAUGAUGGCUAGGCUGUACACGGGAUGUAACGACAUCGUUUCACUUAGGAACUCUUACCAUGGGAACGCAGCUGCCACUAUGGGAGCCACUGCUCAGUCCAACUGGAAAUUUAAUGUCGUUCAGGGAGUUGGAGGAAUCGUAGAGCUUGCUCCAGGGUACUUACCGGCGGUGUACGACACCGUGAGGAGAGCCGGAGGAGUUUGCAUCGCCGAUGAAGUCCAAUCCGGUUUCGCUCGUACAGGCACCCAUUUCUGGGGAUUCCAAUCCCAUGGUGUUAUCCCCGACAUCGUCACCGUGGCCAAGGUUUCACCAUCAUCAUCAUGCAUCGAUUCAUUAUUAUCAUCGAUUAUAGUAUUGAACUGGCUACAUUUACAGGGGAUCGGGAACGGAAUUCCACUUGGAGCGGUGGUGACGAGACCGGAGAUCGCCGGCGUUCUAAGCCGGCGGAGUUAUUUUAAUACUUUCGGCGGAAACCCCAUGUGCACUGCCGCGGGACACGCAGUACUUAGAGUCAUUAAAGAAGAGAAGCUCCAAGAGAAUGCUUUCCUCGUUGGCUCACAUCUCAAACGUAGACUUACACAACUCAAAAACAAACACGAACUCAUCGGAGACGUGAGAGGAAGAGGGUUGAUGCUAGGAGUUGAGUUUGUCAGAGACCGUGACUUAAAAACUCCUGCUAAAACGGAGACUCUUCAUCUAAUGGAUCAAAUGAAAGAAAUGGGAGUGUUGGUGGGGAAAGGUGGGUUCUACGGGAACGUCUUCAGAAUCACUCCUCCUCUCUGCUUCACCCUGCCCGACGCUGAUUUCCUUGUGGAUGUGAUGGAUCACGCCCUCUCCAAGAUGUGAUUUACUACUCUCUUUUCCGAUAUCUUGCAUGAUCAUUACUCACCCUUGUGUAGUUGUGUGUGUAUAUAUAAAUAACAAUAACAACUGAAAUUACAAUCUUUCGGUUGGUUUUUAGUAGCCAAAUGUAUCAUUAAUAAUAAAGUCGCUGCUUUCAUUUAUCCAUUACUGUUUGCACAUAUAUAUAUAUACAUACAUAUAAUAAUCUAUAUUUCGGAGUUAUGUAUAAAAUUUCAACGAAAAACCUGUGGGGCGAAGGCGAAACUGUUGGUCAUCGAAGGCGAGGUUAUGGAAGUUUCGGCGGAGAAGGAAGGCGACGUCCGGAGAGCUGUCUUGAUCGCUGAGACUAGACUCAUCAGCACGAAGACGAGUUCUUCAAGUAUGCUCAGUGUCUUCCUUAUCAUCGAAAUUCUAUGUUUUCUCAAUUCGAAAUUCCGAAGUUUAAGAGACAGAGAGAGAGAGAGGUAGGUGUAAUAUGUUCUGCUGACUUUUGAUCUGGCCUUUGAUGUUACUCAGACAAAUGAACUGUUCGCUUUAUGUUCAUUAUUGAUUAUUAUAUUAUUUAAUGGGACAGUUGCAGAUGAAAUCUAAAAGUCUGAUUAAAAUGAAAUUUUAAUCUCACCUUUUUUUUCCACCGGAUUUAAAACUCAUGUUUUCUUUAAGAUCUACACAAUAAGCCUUAGAUGAAAUUCUAUCUAA